This is a messenger RNA of Pundamilia nyererei, 1718 nucleotides long. RefSeq names its product exostosin-1-like. Gene Ontology annotation, cellular component: membrane. NCBI's taxonomy places the organism in Eukaryota, Metazoa, Chordata, Actinopteri, Cichliformes, Cichlidae. The record is from RefSeq and is a predicted model, not a curated record. The transcript has 11 exons. Gene Ontology annotation, molecular function: glycosyltransferase activity. The coding region runs from base 1 to 1305 and encodes 434 amino acids.
AUGGAGGCAGACAUUCCAGGCAGGUUUGACUACCAGGAGCUACUUCAUAACUCUACCUUCUGCCUGGUGCCACGGGGCCGGCGUCUUGGAUCUUUCCGCUUCCUGGAGGCCUUGCAGGCUGCAUGUAUUCCAGUUAUUCUAAGUAAUGGCUGGGAGCUUCCCUUCUCUGAAGUAAUUGACUGGAGGAAAGCUGCCAUCAUUGGCGAUGAGAGGCUGCUAUUACAGGUUCCCUCUAUUACCCGGUCCGUGGGCCAUGACAGGAUCUUGGCUCUCCGCCAGCAAACUCAGUUCCUCUGGGACGCCUACUUCUCCUCCAUAGCCAAAAUAGUCUUAACAACUCUUGAGAUCAUCCAGGACCGCGUGGACUCCCUUAUAUCCAGAAACCGUUUGUUGUGGAAUUCCCUACCUGGUGGUCUGUAUGCACUCCCUCAGUACUCAACUGACGCCGCCCAGUUUCCUUUUUACUAUGCUCUACUGGGUAACAGCCCAUCGCAGCAGUUCACCACUGUGAUCCAUAUGGUAACUCCUCUGCAGUCCCAGAUAUCCCCUGUGGUGAAGCUCAUCAUCGCUGUAGCCAAGUCCAAGUUCUGUGCACAGAUUGUGGUUUUAUGGAACUGCGACAAGCCUUUACCUCCUAGAAACAAGUGGCCCUCCACCAGUGUGCCUCUCACUGUCAUUGAAGGACAGACCAAGACGAUGAGCAGUCGUUUUUUCCCCCAUGACGCCAUCAUCACCGACGCAGUCCUCAGUCUGGAUGAAGACUCUGUUCUCUCAACCAAUGAGGUGGACUUUGCCUUCACUGUAUGGCAAAGUUUUCCCGAGCGUAUUGUUGGUUAUCCAGCAAGGAGCCACUACUGGGAUAGUUCCAGAUCACGCUGGGGCUACACUUCCAAGUGGACCAAUGAGUACUCCAUGGUCCUUACAGGAGCAGCUUUUUACCACAGAUACUAUCACUACUUGUUCACUCACUACAUACCGGCUAGCCUGCUGACAAUGGUGGACCGCAUGGCUAAUUGUGAAGACAUCCUGAUGAACUUCCUCGUUUCGGCCGUGACCAAGCAACCUCCAAUCAAAGUCACACAGAAGAAGCAGUACAAGGAAACCAUGAUGACCCAGGGCUCCAAGGUGUCAUCUCGUUGGGCUGACCCGGACCAUUUCGCCCAGCGACAGAGUUGCAUGAACGCCUUUAGCCACUGGCUAGGUUUCAUGCCCUUAGUGCACUCCCAGAUGAGGUUGGACCCAGUGUUGUUCAGAGACCAGGUUUCCAUCCUGAGGAAGAAGUACAGGGACAUUGAGAGGUUGUGAACACACAAGGACACGACAAAUCACAGUAGAGGCUGGAGAGCUGUGUGUGUGUCCUGAAUGACUGUUUAUGAGGCUAUAAAGGAAAAUUCACACAUGCACUGGACAUAAAAGUGAUAAAACACUGAGGUAUCUGCAAGACCUUUAAAUGCAAAUUUCUAUGGGAAAAAAAAAGCUUCUGUACAUGUGGUUGGUUACAGUGAGCAACUGUGCAUAGCUGCCAUCUGUGACAAUACACAUAAUAUGAAUGCAUGUAGACACAUGCAACAAAGACUUGGACACAUUCAAGCUGACCACGUGUACGUAUGUGUUGCAUGGUUUAAACAAGACAAGACUGUGUUUAAAAAAAAAAAUCAAGUAUGUCUACAGUGGAAGUUGACAAACGGCUAAAGAGAUUCGAGGUUGUAUUCAUGAAG